AUUAUUUUAUUCAGUAAGUGCAACAUGGCGGUAGUCGGGACGCUCGUCUCGAUCUCGGGCUCGCUCCUCUUGACGCCGUUGAUCCUUUUCCUGCUGGUGAUUCUGUUCCUGGCCUCGAUCGGCAAGUCGAUCGGCGUCCGAAGACUGUACGUGAAGACCCUGCUGACCCUGUUCGAGUAUGGCAGGCAGCACAUUGAAAUUGCCAACAAGCAAAAGCGGCGGUCCGAUGACUCAGGGUUCAACUCUGAGGACGAGGGCGAUUCGAAGAGAACAAGGACCACGUCGGAAGCAUCCGACGACGGUCUGCAGAGGGGAAGGACCAAAGGUCACCAACGAAAUGGAUCUCUUAAGAAUGGAAUAAGUCUGAUUCAACGAGAAGACCUCAUCCUCGCACCUGACCCUUGUCACAACAAAAGCGACCACAAUCACCGAGACUCGAGCAAUCCUAGACAUCCGAAGUCCAGGAGUCACUCGGCUGGAGCGCCCAGAACUGGUACCUCAAAUGGUACGUCGGAAAAGGGCGAAAACAGCGAACAAGAAGAUGAAAUUGAUAACCCGGGACUGGACAAAGAUCACAGAAAAUUGUCUUUUGAGACUUUGAAAAGGGAGUUUGACCUGUCAGACUCUUUGACGUUUAUAAAGGCUGGAGUCGAGUCCAUCAUUGAAGACGAAGUCACCCAAUGUUUCGAAGCUGAAGAAUUACGGUCUUGGAAUUUGUUGACAAGAACAAAUAGACAUUAUGAGUUCAUCAGCUGGAGACUUACAGUGAUUUGGAUGUUAGGUUUUGUAGUUCGCUACCUCUUUCUCUUCCCACUGAGAGUCACCAUAUGUUUUGUUGGGUUCUGGUGGAUGGCAAUUUCUACCACUCUGAUCAGUUUGGUGCCAGGCCUGAAAUUAAGGCGUUGGCUGAACAAGCACGCCAUGCUGAUCACUUUCCGACUUUAUGCACGCUCCUUCUCAACCGUAAUCAACGUGCACAACACCGAGUACAUGCCUAAGUCCAACGGCAUAUGCGUGGCCAAUCACACAACGCCGGUGGACAUUGUCAUUCUUGCCACCAACACCUGUUACUCUUUGGUUUACUGGCUGACGUUUUGUACAGCGGUAGUCGGAUAUGUGCCCGCGGGAAAGUUCAAGCGGUGGCUGAACUCCAAAGUGUCCAUCAUGUGCUUUACGUUCUUGUCCUCCGCGCUCUCUGCAGUCAUCACAUACCACAACCCCGAAAACAAGCCCAAAGAGGGCAUUUGUGUGGCCAAUCACACAUCACCAAUUGACGUCCUCGUCUUGGCUUGUGACAAUUGUUACGCUUUGAUCGGGCAGCGCCAUGGAGGAUUCCUUGGCUUGCUCCAAAGGGCACUGGCCAGAGCUUCUUCGCACAUUUGGUUUGAGAGGUCAGAGGUCAAAGACAGAGAAGUUGUUACCAAGAGACUUCGUCAGCAUGUCAGCGACCCUGAUAAUCCACCAAUUUUGAUUUUCCCUGAAGGAACUUGCAUCAAUAACACAUCAGUGAUGCAGUUCAAAAAAGGCAGCUUUGAAGUAGGGGGAGUUAUUUACCCCGUCGCCAUCAAGUAUGACCCAAAGUUUGGCGACGCCUUUUGGAACAGCAGCAAAUACUCAAUGAUGCAGUAUCUGUACAUGAUGAUGACUUCCUGGGCAAUUGUGUGUGAUGUGUGGUACUUGCCGCCCAUGCACCAAGCCCCUGACGAGAAUGCCGUAGAUUUUGCCAAUAGAGUGAAGAGUGUGAUUGCUACACAGGGAGGACUGGUAGACUUAAUGUGGGACGGUCAGUUGAAACGAAUGUGCGCAAAGAAGGAGUGGAAGGAAAGGCAACAGGAAGAGUUCAGCAAACGCCUGAAAGUAGAAUAAAUCCUCAGGACCGAAAGAGGAAUAAUUUUAGUGAUGAGAAGGCCACACGAAGCUGCGACUGUGAUCUUAGAGCUUGUGAAAUCCCACCACAAUCCACCUAUGUCCACUUCCCCCAACCAUCCGCUGCAAUGACAGGACCAAAGAUGCUUAUAACCAAUGUCUUCAUCUGUGUUCGAAUCCUCUUGUGCCAACUGCUUGAAGACUCUCUGACAGACAGCAUUUACUCUGCAAGUUUGAACACUGCCUGCGUCUCAUUCCGAUUCAAUCCCGAAGCAGGAAAUUUGCCAUCUGGUUUCAAUUAUAUUUCAGCCGCACUCUAAGCCACUCCUAGACAAUGUAACUGAAAUUAUGAUUGUAUUUUGAAGAUUUUCAUUACUUAUAAAUCAACGUGUAUCCAAUUGACAAAACAUAUCUCCUUGUCAGCCAAAUUUCAACUGGCAAAACUGAAACCUAAAUUUUUUAAUUAAUAAACUUGGAGUGGCUGCGCAUGCACACUCAGGAUUUCCAAGCGAACCUUCAGUAUGAAAGAUAGGUGCAUUAUAAAUGCCUUGAGAGUCUAGUCCUAUGAUGGGAUAGGAUUGGUUCCAUUACCAUUAAAUAUUCAUGGUGGAGGUGGUUGUAAAAAGUAAUAAUUUGUAAUCAGCUAAUUUAUUAAUGAUAAGACUGGAAGAGCUGGUCUCUUAAGAAGUCAU
Molecule: messenger RNA, 2558 nt
Organism: Neocloeon triangulifer
Lineage: Eukaryota; Metazoa; Arthropoda; Insecta; Ephemeroptera; Baetidae
Gene: Gpat4
Product: glycerol-3-phosphate acyltransferase 3-like
Exons: 11
Coding region: 25-1866 (613 amino acids)
Biological process (GO): triglyceride biosynthetic process
Cellular component (GO): endoplasmic reticulum
Molecular function (GO): glycerol-3-phosphate O-acyltransferase activity
Source: RefSeq, a predicted model, not a curated record